This is a messenger RNA of Ogataea parapolymorpha DL-1, 738 nucleotides long. RefSeq names its product phosducin-like protein. The record is from RefSeq and is a predicted model, not a curated record. NCBI's taxonomy places the organism in Eukaryota, Fungi, Ascomycota, Pichiomycetes, Pichiales, Pichiaceae. Gene Ontology annotation, biological process: protein folding. The transcript has a single exon. Gene Ontology annotation, cellular component: cytoplasm. The coding region runs from base 1 to 738 and encodes 245 amino acids.
AUGCAGGUGGAUCCCAACGAGGAUACCGAAUGGAAUGACAUUCUGCGCGCCCACGGCAUCAUCCCCGAAAAAGAGAAGGACCCCACGGAACAGCUCGAGGAGGCCCUGGCAGAGGCCGUGCAGAAACAGCACGAGAACAGGCUCGAGAACAAAACGCUCGACGAGCUCGAUGAGCUGGAGGAUGAGGAGGACGAGGAGUUUCUCCAACAGUACAAACAGAAACGCAUCGCCGAGAUGAACAGGCUUGCGGCCCGUGCCAAGUACGGCACGGUGUACCCGAUCACAAAGCCAGAGUACAAGCAACAGGUGACCGAUGCGUCGCAGGACUGCUUUGUCGUGGUCCACAUGUCGCUCCAGAGCGCGCUGCAGUCCCGGCUGCUGGCCAGCUUGCUUGCCCAGCUCGCGCCCCGGCUGCCCGAUGUGAAGUUUGUCGACAUUCCUGCUGAUCGCGCGGUCGAAAACUACCCCGAGGCCAACUGUCCGACGCUUCUUGUCUACCACAAGGGCGACGUUGUCAAACAGGCCGUCACGCUCGCCCAGCUCGGCGGCAACCAGACAAAACUUGCUGAUCUGGAAUCGUGGCUGUGCAGCACGGGCGCCGUGGCUGAAACAGAUUCCCGGCUCUCGAUCAACAGGCUGGAUGAAGAUUUGGAAGAGUCGCGCCAGACGCGGUUUGUCAAGAAGUCACUGCGAGGCUCAAACUUAUCCGACGAUGACGACGAUGACUUUUUCGACUAG